CAUCCCUAGGACAUUAGCCAUUGUCGGAAAAUUUUUUCUUCGUUUACGGCUUGUUCUACAGUUGUGAAAUAUAAAUCUAAAAAAUAAGUGCAAUCUCAUUGCGCAAACGUUUCAAACCAAAAACUUAAAGUGUGCUAUUUUCCAUACAAUAAUACAAAAGCAAAAUGCGUGGUCGCGGCAACUACAUUCCACGAGGAGGCGGCACAAUGCGUGGCGGCGGCGGCGGCUACUACAACAACCGCAAUUCUAGCAAUUACGUGAACACUCGUACCCAAGGCAAUUACCGGCCAAACAACGGACGGUAUGAGAACAACUAUCACAACAAUCGAUACAGUGGUGGCAACAAUGCUGGUUCCAACAACGACCACUAUGACAAUCGCAACCGCGACAAGUUCAACAACCAUCAUAAUUCUAGCACCGGCGGACGCUAUGACUCCAGCUCCAGUCACAAGCGCAGCUAUGAUUCGUCACGGGAUCGCAGCGAUGACCGCAAACGGCCACGUCAAGACGAUUACCGUCGCACGUCCUCGUCAAAUGAUCACAAUGAUCGUCCAUCGUCGUCAUCGCAGAACAUGGGCUCAUCGUCGUCCAGUUAUCAUCAACGGAACAGCACCGGCGGUGGUGGCGGCAGUUCAAGCUCGUAUCGGCCACGCGAUGAUUCGGGCAGUCAGCGACAUCAGCGCGAGUCGUCAAUGGGCCCGCCAAAGCGCCCGCUGUUGCGCAGCGUUGCCGGCACCAAUUAUAUAUCACGUCCGCGGGGCUCAAUGUCCAUACGCGGCGGGAUGAUGCGCAACAACAUGCGUGGCGUUGGCAACAUGCGGAUUGUGCGGCCGCGCAUCAACGAAUCCAAUGAUCUGCGCACCAUGCGCCGCCAACUGCUUUAUGCUCAGCAGAAAGAUCGCGCACGUUUGCUCAAGAUCCAACAGCUGAAAAGCUCGUUGCGACGCCAACGCCAGGGAGGGAACAGCAGCGAUAAUUCUAGUGACGAUAAUGAUGACUCUGAUAACGCUGACAAGGAGGACGAUUCUGAUAAAAAGAAGAAGAAAAGCAAUGACGAUGAUGGCGAAGACGAUGGCAACGACGAUAAAGAUGGCGCCGAUGGGGAGGAGAAGAAGAGCGAAACGACUAAAAAGUCGCCAAGCAAGAAGCGUAGCACCAAAACGGCAACCGAAGAUGCCGAGGGCAAGUCCAACGAUGAUAAGGAUAAGGAUGAGGACGAUGAGCAGGAGCACGGCGAUGGCCAUGAAUCGGAAAAAAAGAAUGCCAAAUCUGUUGGCUCCGAUGAUGAUGAUGAUGAGGAGGCCAAGGGCAAGGCCGAUGAGUCCGGUGAUGCCGAUAAGCCCAAAGAGAAGGGCAAAUCAUCGGGCACAGCCGAAAAGUCGACAGGUAAGAAAAAAGACAAGGACGGCGAUGACAAAGAGUCCAAAUCGAAGAAAUCGUCCAGCAAGAAGGAGCGCUCCUCGCGCAAGGACAAAGAAGAAAGUGAUGAUGAACGCAAGGAACGACGCACAACCUCCACCUCCCGCCAUCGCGACGAUGACCAUAACAAUCUGCGCAAGCGUACUUUCAUUAAGCUCACCUGUGUUCACUGCCACAUCAAGUGCGUUACCUUUAAGGAAUACCACUAUCAUUUGAACUCGCGUACUCACAAGAACUCGAUGCGUACUGUCGCCUUACGUCAGCGGGCGGAUUUGCAGCGCAUGCGCGCCCGUCAACGCACCACACAGCGCGAGAUUGAGGAGAAUAGCAAGGAGGAGUAUGAGUCCCGAUAUUGCCGGCUUUGCCGCUUAGCCUAUCGACAGCCGAAGAACCUGCAUCAGGCAUCGGAGCAUCAUAAGACAAUCAAGAAGUUCUUGAUGCCGUACUGUGGCUCUUGUCAUUUGGCCUUCAAGAAUGCUAUGCUUUAUGAGAACCAUCGCUGCUCGCUGGAGCACAUAAGAAAUAAGGCGCGUAACGACGAGUCCGGAUCGGAGGACAGCGUUGAUGAGCGUGAAAUUGAUUUGAACAAAUUCCUUACCGUCGAUUCGGUGGGCGAGAUCGAUGACGAUGUCAUGGAUGCUGAUGUUGAUGCAAUGUUACUUGAGGCCGAAACAGCACAGAAGAGCACCGACGAGGAGACGCGCAAGCGCGGCCUUAUCGGCCUGGACUUUAUCAAGGCUGUGGAAGCAUUCUAUUGCGAAUUGUGCAAUCAUUACUCGACCAAGCUGGGCGACGAUACCUUAGAUGCGUAUACAAAGAAGCAUUGCCUGCAGCACUUGCAUAUAAAGAACUAUUUGCGCCACAAAGAUGAGGCCGAAAAGGCCAAGUCCAAAUCUGAUGCGGGCGAUGACGAUGACGACCAUGAGGUCGAUGAGGAGGGUAACAAGAUACCCAAAGAUACUGACGAAGCUGAUGCCGAAGAGGACAUUGAGAUGGACGGCAAGGAUGAUGAAGAUGAGGAAUAUGAAGGCGAGGAUGCUGAUGAAUCGCACGAUGAAAAACUGUGGGAAGAGGUUGACAAGGAUUUGGGUGAUCUGUUGGCCGAAGUUGAGCCAUUGGGCCACGAAGAAGAGGAGGAGGAAGAUGAAUCUGUGCUGAAUAUUGACAUCGAAAGUGAGAAGAAUAAGCUAAAGGAUGUCAAAGAUGAACCAAAUGGAAAUGACGAGGAGGCGCCAAAAGAAACCAAGCCGACAGCUACAAAGGCUGCAGAUAAAAAAUCAACUACAGCAAUAACAACAACACCACCACCACCAACAACAACAACAACAACAACAACACCUAAAGCAACGCCUGCUGCAAAAAAAGAGGCGGCGGCGCCGAAAAAAGCAACGCCCAAAGCGGCCGUGACCAAGGCCAAUCGACCCGGCCCAGCCUCAACGAAACGUCAGGUCUUGGUCAGUUUGAAGCGCACUUCAGCGGCGACCAUCAAGGCGGCCACCAAGUCCGCGGCCGACUCGAAAUGAGCCCGAUCUGUCCACAAACCAACCAUACACAUACACAUAACUGCAAUGACCAAAACCCAGUGAUUUGGCUGCAGCAAAACACCAAUAACAAAAACAAAAA
Drosophila virilis is the source of this 3042-nucleotide messenger RNA. RefSeq names its product Ciz1 zinc finger protein (gene Ciz1). The record is from RefSeq and is a predicted model, not a curated record. Lineage: Eukaryota; Metazoa; Arthropoda; Insecta; Diptera; Drosophilidae.